Clupea harengus (Atlantic herring) is the source of this 2130-nucleotide messenger RNA. It is a transcript of the gene siae, whose product is annotated as sialic acid acetylesterase. Gene Ontology annotation, biological process: carbohydrate metabolic process. NCBI's taxonomy places the organism in Eukaryota, Metazoa, Chordata, Actinopteri, Clupeiformes, Clupeidae. Gene Ontology annotation, molecular function: sialate O-acetylesterase activity. The record is from RefSeq and is a predicted model, not a curated record.
CCAUUGCAACGUACGUCUACUUCCUUGUUUUGAAUUCCAAUGUUCAGUGUAGGAUGUGCUUCAGCCCGUUUAGAAACUCUCUGAGCAUUAACAUGCAUGAAAUGACCAACUGAGUUGACCAUGUGGACGCUGUGGCCUGGAUAUGUGUGUUUUUUCAGCCUUUUAACAGCUGUAACUGUGUCUGGUGAUGAUAUCCGUUUCGCAUCGUACUAUGGUGAUCACAUGGUCCUACAGAAAGCCCCUGAGAAAGCCGUGCUGUGGGGUUAUGGGCCAAAAAACGUGUCUGUCGUUGUCACUCUGUCAGGGCUGUCCAAAAGAAAAACAUACAGCAGUACUGUGUUUGACGGAAUUUGGAGGGUGACCCUUGACCCAGUGAAGGCAGGAGGUCCUUACAACGUGAGUGCUGUCCAGAAGGGUGGGAGCGAUGCCGAGGUCACGCUCACAGAUGUGCUGUUUGGGGAUGUGUGGCUGUGUGGGGGCCAGAGCAACAUGGCCUUCACAGUCUCUCAGAUGUACAACAGCUCAGCAGAGCUGGACCUGGCCUCUCGGUACCCAGAUGUGCGCAUCUUCCAGGUUGCCCUGGAAACGAGUGCGGCUGAACUGAGGGACCUGUCUGGAAUUGCUGUGCCCUGGUCUGUGCCCACGGCAGAUUUGCUAGGUGGCGGAGAUUUCACUCAGUUCUCGGCAGUCUGCUGGAUGUUUGGGCGCUACCUGUACCAGACCUUGCGCUACCCCGUUGGCCUGGUGGAGUCGUGCUGGGGGGGGACGCCUGUAGAGGCGUGGUCCUCCACCAGAGUCCUUCAGAAAUGUGGCAUUACCCAGGGGGCACAGAGUAGUUACAACUUCAUGGACAGUGAACUAUUCAUCACGGCAGGCCCAAUGCACAACUCUGUGCUGUGGAACGCCAUGAUCCACCCUCUGCUCAACAUGACCAUCACAGGAGCCAUCUGGUACCAAGGUGAGAGCAAUCAUAACCUCAACUGUGAUCUAUACAACUGCACCUUUCCCAGCAUGAUUGAUGACUGGAGGAUGGCCUUCCACCAGGGCUCAGGGGGCCAGAGUGCUCUAGACUUCCCCUUUGGAUUUGUGCAGCUGUCCACCUGGCAGAAAGGUUCCAAGUUAGAUGGCUUCCCAGACAUCCGUUGGCACCAGACAGCAGACUUUGGCUACGUUCCUAACGAGCGCAUGAAGCGGACCUUCAUGGCCGUGGCCAUGGAUCUACCAGACGCUGACUCAACCUGGGGCAGCAUCCACCCACGCUUCAAACAGGAAGUGGCGUACAGACUGUCCCUUGGUGCACUGGCAGUGGCCUACGGAGAGAGGGGUGUGUCUCACCAGGGCCCCUUCCCUAGUACUGUCCGUAUUAAUGACACCCACCUAAUGCUCACCUACAACCAGAAUGUCUCUGCCACCACAUCCAAAGAUUUAUUUGAGAUCUGUUGUUCCACGGAAAAGGUGCAGUGCGAUCCUCUGCAACACUCCUGGAUGACUGUACCCAUGGUGCCGCAGGGCUCUGCCACGGUGGCCGUGACCCUGAUAGGCUGCCGGGGGGAGCACGUGGCCUCGCUGCGGUACGCCUGGAGGGACUGGCCCUGUGACUUUAAGGCCUGCCCCGUCUACAGCGCUGAUGAGGUCCUGCCCGCACCACCUUUCCUCCUGCACCGGUGGUAAAAAGGUUAACAAAGGUUUCACGCCACAUGUAGUUUACUUAUUUCAUGUCUUGAUUGCCUUGCGAAUGCGGUCAGCUGACUGUUUUCAGACCACACACACAGACCGUCAGUGAACAGGGACUAGCAGCCUCGGCUGUGAAGGCAUCAGAUGUGCUCCAUUAGCCUCAGGGUUGCGCCCUGUAGGUCCUGAAACUGAGUUUGUCUCGUUACAUUUGCCUUGUCCGACACGUGCACUUUGAGAACCCUACAGAUAGGGUUUUCUCCAAAUAAUGAUUUAUGUGAUUUCUUUUCUUUUUUGGCAGAGGUAUGUUAAUAGCUAUAACAUAACAAUUAUGAAAGCAAGAAGCCACACACUCCAAGUUUGGGUAACUUUGGUAUGGAGUUGUCAUUAAUCUUCAGCAUACAGAUGUUUAACCUGAUGAAAUGGUAUUGCUAAUAAAGUUUGAACACUAAUUAAAAA